Linum trigynum is the source of this 4122-nucleotide messenger RNA. NCBI's taxonomy places the organism in Eukaryota, Viridiplantae, Streptophyta, Magnoliopsida, Malpighiales, Linaceae. The record is from the annotation of a GenBank genome assembly.
CUUGACUUUUUGAACUCAACUUAUUUAAUCUCAUCUUUCAACAACUUUUGAGAAGGAUUUACUUUAUUUUGGAUUCCCACCAUGUCCCCAAGCAAGAUAAGGUACAUUUUUCCUUGUUUGACUCUAUUUAAUUGCAUUAUCUUGCCCAACAUGUGUUGAUCGCUUAUAGUCUUUAAUGCCCAUUUUCUACUUGGAAUGACAUCUUGAUGGCAUGAGAUUGUUCUUCUUUUCUUUAAUGAACCCUCUAUGUCACUUUUGAUGCCUUGGUGGGUUGUGCCCAUGCAUUUAUGUCAUCUUCAACUACCACCCACCAAGUGUUUGUGAAAAGUCUCCAAUCACAUAAAGUUCAUUAUUUGCAUCACUUUGGAUUAAGCAUCAAUUUCAUUGAUUGGGGUGUUGGUCAUUGAUUGUUCCUACAUCAAUUUGGGGAUAUCCUUCUUACUAUUUUGGAGAUAUCUCUCUAUCCAAUUUCCCUCUUUUUCCAAGUUCUUAGUCACAUUCAAGUGUGGGGGAAAUUUAGAAGUUUCAUCACCUUAUUGUAACCCGAUUAAUAUUUAAUGUUGGAUUGAUGAUUUAUGCAUGUGUACCACAUGUUUUGAAGGAAUAUACAAGACUAAAGGCAUGACUCAUGGUGAGAGCUCUUCCUCUCGAACAUCUCGCCCUCGCCAAGGUCAAAAAAAGUACACAAGGAAGUCCAAAUCAAAGAAAGUGGUUGUAGAAGAAAGUCAUCCAGCAUAACAACUUGAUCAUCAAUCAAGGGUAGUUCCUCAACAUGAAGAAGGCGGCGUUAGAACAUAUCACUCACUACUUUUUAGAGCAUGUACCCGAGCAAUUCAAGAGCACACUUAUGUGGCUUCAUGGGCUACUCUUAGGCGAAAGUACUUGUCUCGAUUGGAUUCUUUUCUCCCAAAUUGGAAUUGAAGAUGCAAUCUGCUCUAAAGUACAGAAAUUGGAAUCACUCAAGUUGCUCUCUAUUCAAGAACACAUAUAUCGGGUGCUUGUUCUUGAGUUUAUUAGUACACUCACUAUUCAAGACAUGAGGGGUGCCGCCGACCUUGAGGAUGACAUUCAGUUUCAACUCGGAGGAGAGUAUCGUCACAUGUCAAUCCGGGAGUUCACUAGAGGAAUGGACAUCUACCCGGCGAGCUUCAUUGAUUCACCUAAUGAUUUUGCCACCUUGACUAGGGAAUCCGACUUUCUUUGUUUCAAGGCCUUCUACGAGUCUUAAGUCGAGAAACCCGAGAGCCGACAAUGGGAUGUGAGACUAUCAAAAGCCAGUGAGGUGCAACCUGAGUAGUGGUCAUCCACCACGUGAUUGCUAGGUCAGUGGGAGGAAAGAACCGGAGCAAGGGUAAUCUCACCGCCCGAGACAUCACCCUAUUUCAUAGCAUGCGCCUCCCAUAAUCUCUCCAUCUUGAUCUAUCAAUCUUAUCUAUUUUCAAGCGUUACGAGACGGAUCACCGACUUCGGAGCUGUGCAAUUUUGAUUGGAUCGUAGAACCGUUCCUAUAUCCUUUGAUGUCUUGAAGUCGAAACUCAAGGUACUACAAAUGAGCAAUGAUGACAUUUGGGGUGUGCGGGGAUUCUCAUUUCCAACCACCAAUACAUUGGACAUGGGAGGAAGCAUAUUCCGUCUUCCAGAAGCUAGGAGGGCAAGGGACCAAAGAGGAUUGACAAUCGAGGAAGAUCAAGAGGAGAGCGUGCAUUAAGGAGGAGAGGUGCAUAUCCGCACUUUUCAACCGGUUCACCCACCGAGAAACAAUGCAAGAUAUCAUAGAAUUGAGGCUAUGAUAGCGGAUAUCCUUCACAACCAAAGAAGGGAGAAGGAAGAACUACUUCACAUCAUGGUGUGCAUCCACGCGAUCAUGGAGAAGAUGAACAUUCUGAUCAAAGAUAUAUCGGCCACAUUCAACCGCUCCUCCCCUUCCGCACUUUUUCACGAUGAAGAAGAUGGACCCUCAAAGGAGGAAUGAGUUCUAGGCAUCCGGAGCCUAAGUUCUAUCUUUUCUUUUUUUUUUCUUUGCUUUUCUUUAUUUAAAUUAAAACAAUGUUAAUUAUCACUUUAUUUUCAUUUUACCUUUCAUACCUUAAAUAUUCUAUCGUUAGGAGUAGUAGUACUUAUUAUAUAUAUAUAUUUAUCGUACCUAUAACUCCUAUUCGUCUUCCUCUCUAUCUUAUGCGCUUUAUCGUUAUGAAAACCACAAGGAAGAAAAAGACUACACUUGUGAACCUUCACCAACCCACAACCCGACCUAUGGUAACAUUCACAUUCUUUUCUUGGCGAACUCCCACAUUGAAGACAAUGAGUUGCUCAAGUGUGUGUGUGUGUGUGGGGGGGGGGGGGAUGUUUGUGCAUGUUUUAAUGUUUAUCAUGAUUGGUGCAACCAUUUAUUGCUAGUAUACUCCCUUGUUCGUGAAUGUAAGAAGUUGAUGAAUGCUUAUGGGAAUGUAUGCUAGUGAUCAUGCCUUUGUUGUGGUGAUGAAUAGGGAAAUAUUAGUGUUUUUGGAACCUUGAAUGCACACCCAAAAAAUUUCAAAUUUGAGGGUUCCAAAGCACCUUGCCCUUGCAAUUAACCAUUUGAUGUGCUUUGAUUUGACUAGAUUGAUUGAUGUGUUGUGCAUCUUAGGUGACAAUUGCAUGGUUUGAGUAUCGGUACGUGAGGGAUUUUACUACUUUCCUCCUCUAGUGUGAGUCGACAGUGUUUGCUAUCUUAGGAAGGCAUUGUGUGCUAGAUCCUCUCCCUUUAUGUGAACAAGGAACUUUUUCAAUUUGUCCUAAAAAUUUGAAAAGAGGUUCUCACGUGAGUGGCAACUGGGAAAAGAAUUGAGAUCAACCGUCAAAGGAUUGUUCUCUUGGCUCGAAGUGCCCGUCGAGGAUAUGUUUGAGGUUCAGAUAGCUUUAUUGCAUCCAGAUCAUCUCUUACUACUUACCAUCACCCAAAUGCCUCUCCUCCUCACGGAAUCAUAUGAUAAGGACCAAAGGUACCUUUUUGCGAUUCAUGAUACCUCAUAGCUCUCGUUUGUAUCCAACAUAUGUGGCAACCCAAUGUGGAGUGCAUGCUGGGACGUGGUGCUCGGGCUAAGACGAAAUUGACCAUCAAUUUCCCCACAUGCGACCUUGAAACGGAAGGCUAUGGUUCAUCCGCUCUUGUUCAUGAGGGAGAGAUGUUAUUAUGAAAUGAAAGAGAUUGCAAGAGUUCGGUGCAAUGUGCAUGAACGGAGAAAAGGAGAUAGAAAAAUGACAACUCCUACACCAAAAGAAAGAAUAAAAGCACCGCUUAUAGUUAUUUUAGUCGUUUGUUGUCGGAGAAUCCCCCGGAGUACAUUUUGAAUGAUCGACCUAAGGAAGUAGAUAUGGUCCUUACACGAUAGUUUGUGCUUGCACUGUAUAGGAAGGUAGUACCGUUCAUUCAUACCUAUAUACUCUUCUCUAUGCAAUGAAGAACUAGCGUGCAUGCCUCAUUGAUUUGUCUAUCAUAUUGCAUUAGGUUUGAGUAAGUUUGCUUGGCGACAAACAAACACCUAAGUGUGGGGGAGUUUGAUAACACCAAAAUCGGUGUUAUUUACCCUCCAUCUUAGAGUAUGUUUUGUGCCAAUUCAUGUGCUUAAGCGUUUAAACAUUGUCAAAUACAUUCCUAUUUUGUUCAUAUUUGAUUUUGAUGUGAUUAUGGGGUGUAUUAGUCAAUAUGUGCAAACUAGGUACAAAACAAGGUCACAAGUGUAGAAAAUGGGCAAGGAUCAAAGAUCGUGGCCUAGAAGCCAAAGAUCACGGUCGGGAUUUCUAGUCGUGAAGACUCGCUGACGAUCGCAGCCCAGAAGCCAAAAAUCGCGACCGCGAUCUUGGAUCCCUAGGGCGUGAACUUCACGAGGAAGGAGGCAUGGAUGAGUAGAGACUUUCCCCAAUCGAAUCAAGGCCAACGUGCAAAAUGCACGGGAGGAAAAUCACGGCCGCGACUCAAGGAUCGUGACCGCGAAGUCAAGCCGCGAUCUCCCGCGUACUUAAGGCCUCGACGACAAUGUUUUGAAAUCACGGCUCAAUGACCAAAGAUCACGGCCGCGAUCUCCUUGCCUCAGGCCGCAAACUCCCCCGAAGCAGAAUUACCUAUAAAUAGAAGACUCCUUC